Molecule: messenger RNA, 846 nt
Organism: Malaya genurostris
Lineage: Eukaryota; Metazoa; Arthropoda; Insecta; Diptera; Culicidae
Product: trypsin 3A1-like
Exons: 3
Coding region: 20-835 (271 amino acids)
Biological process (GO): proteolysis
Molecular function (GO): serine-type endopeptidase activity
Source: RefSeq, a predicted model, not a curated record
GUUACGAAAUUCUUUCAACAUGAUCGCAAAAGUUAAGUUGGUCAGUGGAGGUUUCGUUGCUCUGCUUACGACAACCGUGUUGCGAACCGUUUUUCCCCUCCCUCGCCGUUCCAAGCGAAUCGCCGGCGGUAAUAUCGUUGACGUUGCCAAACAUCCAUUUCAGGUUGCAGUCCAGCUGGAGCACUAUCGAUGUGGCGGCUCAAUCCUAAAUGAAAGAUGGGUUUUGACGGCUGUUCACUGCAUGAGUCUCCUCGAGAAUCCGAACAAGCUUACGAUCCGGGCCGGUUCGAACCAUUUCGACUUUGGCGGAGUUGUGAUUCCCGUUCGAAGAAUUUAUUUGCAUCCAAAGCAAGACGGGGUUAAAAACUACGAUUUUGCCCUACUGGAACUGGCGGAAGCGCUACCAAUGAAUGACAGAAUUCAGGCGAUACCGUUACCAGCUCGGGACGCAAUUUUUGAAGAGGGGAAAAUGUGCGAAAUAUCAGGCUGGGGCAAAGUUACAGCGAGCAGUGAUGUCAGUUAUUACCUAAGAGCAUCUUUCGUUCCGAUAUACGAUCAUGGUUCAUGUGGAAAGUUGCUACAGACAGUUACAGUAGUUACGGAUAGCAUGAUCUGUGCGGGUUAUCAUGAGGGAGGAAUCGACUCUUGCGGGGGAGACUCUGGAGGACCUCUGGUUUGCGUUGGAGUACUGGCAGGAGUCGUAUCCUGGGGUGUGGGAUGUGCUUUUGCAGAACAUCCCGGUGUAUAUGCCAAGGUUACCAGUGCCCUCGAUUGGAUUUAUGAAACAGUUGACUCAGUACCCUAUAAUUAUACAAGAUACGAGAACUUCAGAUAACAAUAAAAUUG